This is a messenger RNA of Phascolarctos cinereus (koala), 964 nucleotides long. It is a transcript of the gene GGACT, whose product is annotated as gamma-glutamylamine cyclotransferase. Gene Ontology annotation, molecular function: gamma-glutamylaminecyclotransferase activity. Gene Ontology annotation, cellular component: cytosol. Lineage: Eukaryota; Metazoa; Chordata; Mammalia; Diprotodontia; Phascolarctidae. The record is from RefSeq and is a predicted model, not a curated record.
UUUGCUCCCUGCCUUUGAAAAGUCUCUUUCUCUAACUUUCCUAUUUACGACAACAAUACCACCCCCUUCUUGAUAAGCUGGGCUCUGGGAGUGUGUUUGCGUGUCAGCGCCGCGCGAGACCUCGAGGCCCAGGCGGGGAACCCCGCGCUGCUUCCCCAUAGGGGGUGGGUCAUCGUUUGUGAGUGGCUGAUUAAAUGGUCAGGCUUGCACUGCUGAUCCUUGGGGUGGCGGGCGACGGUUGGAAAAGGUGGGGGAAGGGCGUAGGCGUGCGUCUAUACGUACGUACGUACGAACGUGGACCGGGUCGCGGAACAGAAAUGGCGGGCGCAGACUCUGAGCCCAGGCACCUGAUGCGUGACCAGGCGGGCAACAAAGGAAGAAUAGAUAGAAAUACUUGAAACUGGAUGGGAUGGAAAGCCUCUUUAACCAGAAUGGCACGUGUGUUUGUAUAUGGGACUCUUAAAAAAGGCCAACCCAACCACAGCUUCAUGACCAGUUGUACCAAUGGGAUUGCAGAAUUCCAAGGUCGGGGUCGCACAGCAGAUCUAUAUCCUUUGGUGAUUGGAAGCAAACAUAACAUUCCCUAUUUGCUGAAUGUCCCAGGAAAAGGACACCACGUUACUGGAGAGAUCUAUUCUGUUGAUGACCAGAUGCUGCAAUUCCUUGAUGAAUUUGAAGGCUGCCCAGACAUGUAUCAACGCACUCCAGUGAGAAUUGAAAUAUUAGAGUGGGAAGGUAAAAGCAGUGCACCUGAGGAGAGGCCAGCUGUUAACGGCAUUAUGGAAUGCUUUGUGUACAGCACAACUACCUAUCCGCCAGAGUGGAUAAAUCUCCCUUACCAUGACAAUUAUGAUUCCUUUGGGAAACACGGCCUUUGUUAUAAUCCACGGGAAAAUAGAUGAAAAAUGGUAAAGAACACUCAUGAGUAAGAAGAUGAAUAAAACACAUGUUGAUUAUAAGAUGA